UGUAAUCAUGUACAGAAAAUUACCAUUUAUUCGUAUUUUGACAGUGACAUAUUUGUUUGAUGGAAACCACUUUACCGCUAAUUGUUCUCAAUACAAGAAACUUUGGUCACAUAUUAAUAAGACAAUAAUGAGAUUUGUUCUAGUAGAAGAUAAAAGCAUUACUAGUAAAUCUCAUUGGGCCAUACAUCAGCAAAUAGUUGAUGGUGGAAAAUAUAUGCAACCUGACAGAGAGCUGGAACAUGUCAUGGAAUUAUUGUACAUUACUGAUGGCGUGAUACCAUUCUUGUCAAAAGUCUGUCAUGAAAUGUCUCAUCAGUCAAGUGAAAAACACAUUUGUACUAAAGAAGAGCUUCAAAGUCUUCGAGAACAACUAGAGCUACUUAAAAAUUAUCGUUUUGUAUUGGAGCAACUUAAUACAUCUGGACACAUAGGAAGGAUCAACUCUUUGCUAGAAAAAUAUGAAAUCAAUUGUCUAGUUGCUACUACAUGGCCAGCUUCAGAUGGCAGUAUCAACCAAACUGACAGUGCAGACAAUAAAAUCAAAUUUGUGAGAAGAGACAGAUCCAUGCCAAUUGAGCCACAAUCAAAUUAUUAUAAAGAAAUAUAUAACCUACUAAAAGCUAAUAAUAAGAAUGUAAGAACUGUAGUCAUUCUAGCACUGAAGAAUUUGGUUGAAUUGCAAAAAAUUAAAAGCCUCACUUAUUUUAAGCGAAUUGAUGUAGAGGAAACAAUUUUAAGGAUGCUGGUUUUGCUACAAAUAGUAAUCAAAGAAGCAAUACUGCCUUCUGAGAAGUACUCGCUUAAUGAAAAGAAAUUAUUUAAAUCUGUAUUAUAUCUUAAUGAUCACUCAAAUAAAGAACAUACUAUAUUUCAUCUCCUACAAAGUCAAAACAAUGAAGUUAUUUUUCAAGUUGUGAAAAUGCUGAAAUGCUUUGAAGAAGCACCCAAAGAAGUUGGGGCACCAAAAAAAGUCCAGAAAAAGAUGAUUUCAAGCUGUAAAGCUCAUGAUAAUGUUUAUAUAGUUCAAGUGCAUCGAUUGCUAAGAGAAGCUCAUACUAUAUACAAUGCUAACCAUAGCCAGAAUGACUCAGCUACACCUGAUGAGCUAAAAAACACAGAAAGGGGUAUCACUGCUGCAUUGGAUAUUAUUAUUCUGCUGUGUGACAGGCAGCACAGGGUUAUGCAAGAUGCAAUGAGAAAUAGCAAAGUUUUUAUCAGCGGUUCUAAUGUUGUCAGCCAAGUUGCUCUCUUACUGUUUUACAUUACUGAGCAUUUGGAUGAAAAUAAUGGCAUUAUAGCACAUACAGCUGUUAAAGCAUUAGUAAAAAUGUGUACUGGUAACUACAACAACCAACAUAUUGCUUAUAAAGGUCAAGUUGUCACUUCUAUCAAUUGCAUACUGGAAAAAAAUGGUGAAUCAUUUGCUGAGCUAAAAUCCUCAUGUAUCAAAUUGCUAGAGGUGAUGCUGGAGGAAAUAGAUGAAAAUUCAUCUAAAUUAGCCAUUUUUAUAGCUGAUCACUUGAAAAUAGACAAACUGUAUCAAGAAAUGCGUGAUCUAUGGAAGCUAAAAGUAUCUAUUGAAUAUACAAUGGAGGACACAUUAAAGUUGUGUAGAGUUUAUCAUAUUUUAAAACGAAUUGCAGACUAUAAAGGAAGAAAUAUUGAUAAAUUAAUUUGCCCAGAUAAAGAGGAUGAUGAAGAGUCAGUUUGCCCAGAUAAAGAGGAUGAUGAAGAGUCAGUUUGCUCAGAUAAAGAGGAUGAUGAAGAGUCAGGUUGCCCAGCUAAAAAGGAUGAUGAAGAGUCAGGUUGCCCAGAUAAAAAGGAUGAUGAAGUUCAUCAAGCAAUGUGGAAAUGCUGUGAGCAGUGGUCUAGAAGUGUUGAAAUUGUUUACAAAUUAAAUGAAGACAAAGAUAUAGUAACUCGAGCAUAUUUUCCUUUUACUCCUCAUUUACAUAUUAAAGGCAAGAAUGAUAUACAGUUAGAAAUCAAAAGAAGCACUCCUCAAGAAAAACUACUUGAUCUUAUUAAAUUGACAAAAGCUGUUGGAAAAACUCACAAAAUAAAGGAUAAUUUUAGAAAUAGCUUGUGUAUCGGUAUGUUUUUUCAUUUAAACAAACUUCUUUUGAUAUUCUUGACAAUUUUAUUAAAUUUGAUUGUUCUCUUUACAGUCAAUACUCCACCAAAUUACAAUAUGCCUGAUACUAAUGAUGGAGUCUGCACAGCCAAUGAAACAUACAAUGAAACAUGUAACAACAGUACCAGUAGCAGUCCAAUGUACUUCCAGCCCAUCUGGUAUCCUGAUAUACCAGUGUGGUCUACAAUAAUUUUGGGAAUUCUUGGCUUUAUACAUUUCAUACUGGCAGUACUGAUGGUAAUUGAAUACUUUCAUAGAAAUGGGAGAAAUUUGACAUUGUUCUCAUGCCAGGAAUUAUGUUAUGGCUCCUUAAAGAUGCUUUUAGGCAGAUACCUAGUUCAUCGACUUCAUAUACAAGGGCCACGGCAAUCUAAUAAGUUUUAUAAAAUACCUUUUUUUAGUUUUCAGCCACUCUAUCGUAUCUUCUUCACAAUCUGUUCAUUUGUGGCAUGGAUUCCAUACCCGCCACUUUCAGGGCUAAGAUACCUUUACUGUUUAUGUAUACUCUACCCAUUUUUAAAGUUUGAUGUUAUGUCUUUUAUUUCAAGAGCUAUUAAAAAAAGCAUCAAACGGCUAGCCUCAGUCUUCUUGCUGUGUUUUAUUUUCAUAUAUAUUUAUGCUGUCAUCAGUUUUGCUUUCUUGAAUAAUUACUUCUCUGAAGAUAGAGAUCAGUUUUGUGGUAGUUUAUUGCAAUGCUUCUUCACUGUAUCUCGUUUGGGACUACUGAGCACCUUAGGAUCUGAGCUUGAUAUUCGUCCUAGUGACUACGAGCCUGACUUUAAACUAUAUGUUUUUCGUACUUUCUAUGAUCUUAUAUUUUUCAUUGUUGUCACAACUCUUGGUCUUAGUAUCAUCACUGCUACACUUGUGGAUAGAUUUUCUGAAAUGAGGGAGAAAUCAGAUGAAGUUAAUGAAGAUAAUGAAAGUAGGUGCUUUAUUUGCAGUAUUGAAAGAAGCAAGUUUGAUAAAAAUUUUAAGACUCAUGUAGAAAAGGAGCAUAACAUGUGGAAUUACAUGCGUUUCAUUAUGUAUGUGAAACACUGUUGUCAUGAAAAUGAUCACAAUGCUCUGGAAAAAUAUGUUUAUGAAAAGGUCAAACAUGAAGGUAAAGAAUCUAUUGAUUUCUUUCCGCUGCAUAGAGCUAAAUCUUUACUACAUUAUAAGCAUCAGGACAGUGCAACUGAGGAACAGUCCACUCAGCUUCAACAAGCGUCAGAAGAACACAGGAGGCAGGGUUUAGUUGUGAGACAUGAGGCAGACCAUCAAACAGAGGACAUGAGGAGACGAAAUACCAUCUGAACUUUGCUGGAUACUAAUAGCCUAGUACAUGUAAUUAGUAAUAGAUUAGUGAGUUUUACAGUUUGAAGUAGAUUAAUGGAACUAUCAUAAAACUAAUAAUGAUAGACUUUUAUGCUGCAUAAUAAUAGUUUUUGCUGAUAGUUAUAAUUUUGCUUAUAGUACAG
Molecule: messenger RNA, 3597 nt
Organism: Amphimedon queenslandica
Lineage: Eukaryota; Metazoa; Porifera; Demospongiae; Haplosclerida; Niphatidae
Product: inositol 1,4,5-trisphosphate receptor-like
Exons: 24
Coding region: 8-3433 (1141 amino acids)
Biological process (GO): calcium ion transport; transmembrane transport
Cellular component (GO): membrane
Molecular function (GO): monoatomic ion channel activity
Source: RefSeq, a predicted model, not a curated record